AUGGUGGAAUUCUGUUGGGUUGUUGAGAAGUGGACCAUCAUGUGCGGUGAGGUGGUGCUUGGCGGCAAGUGGAGUGGAGAAGGGCUUGCAUUCAGUCAUGGAGUUGCGGUGAAGAAGAUCCAACGUGUAUUUGAGAGAUGUGGAGUCCUGAAUCAUGUGGAAGAACUUCAAGGCCAAGAAAGUAACGCAUGGAGCCCAAGUCCUUGA
Prunus armeniaca (apricot) is the source of this 207-nucleotide messenger RNA. The record is from the annotation of a GenBank genome assembly. NCBI's taxonomy places the organism in Eukaryota, Viridiplantae, Streptophyta, Magnoliopsida, Rosales, Rosaceae.